AUGUCCCCCUCCUCCAGUAUCAAUGAAAUUGAUGAAAAAGCUACCACAAGUAACGAGUACAUAUAUGCGGCACACGAAUUUGCAGCUGCUGAGCCUACAGAUUUCCCUGCUCCAGUCACUCCUCAUGCUGAUACCAAUGGCCCGUUCACAUAUCCGCCUGCUCCAGUCGCGCCUCCUACUGAUACCAUUGGUCCGUUCACAGAUCUUCCUGCUCCAGUGACUCUUCCUGCUGAUACCAAUGAUCCGUACACAGAUCUCCCUGCUCCAGUCGCACCUCCUACUGAUACCAAUGGCCCGUUCACAGAUUUCCCUGCUCCAGUCGCACCUGCUGAUACCAAUGGUUCGUACAUAGAUUUCCCUGUUCCAGUGACUCUUCCUGCUGAUACCAAUGAUCCGUACACAGAUCUCCCUGCUCCAGUCGCACCUCCUGCUGAUACCAAUGGUCCAUUCACAGAUCUCCCUGUUCCAAUCGCACCUCCUACUGAUACCAAUGGUCCGUUCACAGCUCUCCCUGCUCCAGUCGCACCUCCUACUGAUUCCAAUGGCCCGUUCACAGAUUUCCCUGCUCCAGUCGCACCUCCUGCUGAUACCAAUGGUUCGUACAUAGAUUUCCCUGUUCCAGUGACUCUUCCUGCUGAUACCAAUGAUCCGUACACAGAUCUCCCUGCUCCAGUCGCACCUCCUGCUGAUACCAAUGGCCCAUUCACAGAUCUCCCUGCUCCAGUCGCACCUCCUACUGAUACCAAUGGCCCGUUUACAGAUUUCCCUGCUCCAGCCACUCCUCCUGCUGAUACCAAUGGUCCGUUCACAGAUUUCCUUGCUCCAGCCACUCCUCCUGCUGAUACCAAUGGUCCGUACACAGAUCUCCCUACUCCAGCCACUCCUCCUGCUGAUACCAAUGGUCCUUUUACAGAUCUCCCUGCUCCAGUCACUCCUCUUGCUGAUGUCAAUAGUCCAUUUACAGAUCUACGUCUCAUCCACUGCUCCGUCACCAUCCACUGA
Liolophura sinensis is the source of this 1002-nucleotide messenger RNA. RefSeq names its product resuscitation-promoting factor RpfA-like. The record is from RefSeq and is a predicted model, not a curated record. NCBI's taxonomy places the organism in Eukaryota, Metazoa, Mollusca, Polyplacophora, Chitonida, Chitonidae. The transcript is spliced from 2 exons. Bases 1 to 1002 code for a protein of 333 amino acids.